CGUGCUAGCCUUUGACUCCCUUGGGUGUGAAUGAGCCGUGGGUGCGCAUGGGAUACGGUGGGAGCCAGAAGGAGGAGGUGGAUGCCCCACCACGGCCACCAGCAGCUUUUAUCAUCGGUCGUCGCAAGUCUUGCUCAACUUCACUUCUCCUCCAAAUCCUCCCGUCCCACUCCUCGCCCGCGCCUCCGUCCUGGAACGUCUCCCCGUCUCCGGCAUCGACUUCUAUCCGAUGGCUCCUCCAUCUCCCCUCGGCGAGCAUUCCUCCGCGGAGGGCGUCUCUGCUCCCGAGCCUUCCCAAAAGCCUGCAGAUUCGUCCAACACCAAACACAAGAUGAACGAUGACGAUGCUGGCGUGCGUUUCUCCGCCACCGUCGAGAUAACCCCCGCCGUCUCCGCCGCAACCAUUGUCAAUGAACCGUCAACCGACCCGGCCGAGCGGGACGAGUCGAGCUCCUUCACUGAGGUCGCCGCCGACCAGCUGCAGGCCUUCACCAAGUCGCUCCAUGGCCGUUCCCUUCAAGAGCUGCGGAUGAAUACUUGCCAUUUUGAAGCUUUCUCGCUUCCACCCUCCAGAGUCCCAUCUCAUGAAGACGAGUCCGGCCCUUCCACCAGGUUAACAACUCCCACCUCCGCACACUUCCAAUCCCCUCACGGCAGCCCGAGACUCUCCGCGUUGGCGUCUCCCCCUCUCACUCCGGCUGGAUCCAGCCAACCCGGCAUCGACAAGGUCGCCAAGGACGGCACAAGUGUACCGACCGUUCAUGAACCACCGACAAUUACCCCUCAACCGUCGUCAUCUCAAGAUAGGCCCUCGCCAGCUCCCGAGAGGAGACCCACUGGCCAGCGAACCACUUCAGAUCAUUCUAUCCGAAGAGCUUCAUCGGCUGAGGAGAGAAAUAAGUCGUCGCAUCGACGAGGAAUGUUUGGUGUGGGACCUGGCUCCGUGCCUGCUUCCCGAGACUCAAGCCCCUCCCGGAGCUCUGCGUCGAAUUUCUAUUCCAAGCCCGUAACCCCUGGCGGUGAUCUCAAUGAUCCAUAUGCCAAAGGACGCCGUCCGCCGCCACCACAGGCUGCCACCAAACACUCAAUCGACCCUCGAUUUGUUUUUUCUAGAAAGAAGAAGCACAGCUCCCCGCAUACAUCGAAAGCAAGCUUGUCUGACAAGCGUGGAUCUACUUUCUUUGGCAGCGUAAAGGGCAGCACCGAUGAUCUCACACACGGUGAUAGCACCGCCAGUCACGGUCACCCUGGCCCACAUGGAUCCAUGGCGGACCUGAAGCGCUUCUUCAGGAAGCCAGGACACAGCCACCACAGCAAGAAGAGGGACUCGUCACCAGCACCGACCGUGUCAGGAACGAAAACACCACCAAGUUCUCGAUCCACUCAGCAGUUACCUUUUGGAGAUGACCAUGGCCUCUCCUCGCGGUAUGGCAAAUUGGGAAAAUUCUUGGGAUCUGGAGCGGGUGGCUCGGUUAGGCUUAUGAAGCGCAAAGAUGACGGAACCGUGUUUGCUGUCAAGGAAUUCCGUGCCAGACACACGUACGAAACCGAGAAGGAGUAUAACAAGAAGGUCACGGCUGAGUUUUGUGUCGGGUCUACCCUCCACCACGGCAACAUCAUCGAGACAUUGGAUAUCCUGCAAGAGAAAGGCCGUUGGUACGAAGUCAUGGAGUAUGCGCCAUUCGAUCUCUUUGCCAUUGUCAUGACAGGGAAGAUGUCGCGGGAGGAGAUAACGUGCGCUUUCCUGCAGAUUCUGAACGGAGUGACGUACCUGCACAGCGUGGGUCUUGCUCAUCGCGACCUGAAAUUGGACAACGUCGUCGUGAGCGGUAAGGGCAUCAUGAAGAUUAUCGAUUUCGGUAGUGCCCACGUCUUCAAGUAUCCUUUUGAGACCGAGACGGUCCCCGCCAAAGGCAUUGUUGGAUCUGACCCCUACCUCGCCCCGGAAGUUUACGAUUCUAAGGAAUACGACGCUGUGGCGGUGGACAUCUGGUCUCUCGCCAUCAUCUUCUGCUGCAUGACGCUCCGCCGAUUCCCCUGGAAGCUCCCCCGUAUGACGGAUAACUCUUUUAAGCUAUUCGCUGCCGACCCGACCCCGGGACACGACCCCAAGAAGCUGAUCAUGCCGUCCAAGUCGACUAAUGACUUGACCACCACACCGGCACGGGAUUUUAUCCCAGAGGAUAUUGGAAAGGACAAGCACCACCACCACGAGAAGCACGAUCGUAAGGAAGAGGGAACCGCCAACCAGCCAGCUCCUGCAAGCGCCCCGCAACCCGCCGGAACAACAAGUAGUGGGACGACCGAGAAGAAGGAAACCAUCAAGGGUCCAUGGCGUAUUCUGCGGCUGCUCCCCAGGGAGAGCAGACACAUCGUCAGCCGGAUGCUUGAGAUCGACCCCAAAACUCGAGUUCGAAUGGACGAAAUCCUGCAAGAGCCGUGGGUUGCAGACACGGUAAUUUGCCAGCAGUUUGACCACGGCGAGGUCAUCCCAGCUGAGGACCACACGCACACUCUUGAGCCGCCAGCCAAUCAGCAGCCAGGACACAAGGCAUAGUGGCCUAGAAGGAGAUGAGACUCAACAGGGACAGGAGAGAUUCGCAGCGGGCAUUUUCAUAGGAAUCUGGCGUUUGGAGAAGGAUUGCUGGGUAGCCAACAAAUUGGGGUUAUGGAUGGAAGCGGAUUCGUACAUUGACGUUCAUGACAUAGCUUGGUAGCAGCGCACGAUCACAGAUAGAUGUUGGAACAGCAAUUGGGGGCAAGGAAGCGGUGUCAGCCGGUCGGUAAUAGGAUGAUUAGUAUAUUUGACACCAGCGUUAGAAGAUAGUCACCAAUCCUAGUAACAGAGAAGCGAUUUCGAAUGCAAA
Messenger RNA from Ilyonectria robusta, 2867 nucleotides. RefSeq names its product kinase-like domain-containing protein. NCBI's taxonomy places the organism in Eukaryota, Fungi, Ascomycota, Sordariomycetes, Hypocreales, Nectriaceae. Gene Ontology annotation, molecular function: protein serine/threonine kinase activity; ATP binding. Bases 230 to 2557 code for a protein of 775 amino acids. The record is from RefSeq and is a predicted model, not a curated record. Gene Ontology annotation, biological process: intracellular signal transduction; protein phosphorylation. The transcript is spliced from 4 exons.